Messenger RNA from Amphibalanus amphitrite, 654 nucleotides. RefSeq lists its product as uncharacterized. The transcript has 5 exons. The coding region runs from base 1 to 654 and encodes 217 amino acids. NCBI's taxonomy places the organism in Eukaryota, Metazoa, Arthropoda, Thecostraca, Balanomorpha, Balanidae. The record is from RefSeq and is a predicted model, not a curated record.
AUGAAUGGUCCAGCGUCUCAUGGUACGGUGUGCAGGCUAGGGACGUCCCCGCAGCAGCUGGCCUUCCACCUCUACCGCACGCUGGCCACCGUACUCGCCAGAGACUAUGUGAUGACCCAGUUUGCCUAUAUGCUGCUUCGACUCUUCGAUAAAGGCUCGUUUGUGGUCGAAGCACAGCAUUUCACCGACACCUACAAGGCCACCUCUGCCAAACUGGUGGAGGAGGCCAGCCUGGCGCUGCGGACUGCCCUGGACUCGCUGUUCUGGCGCUGCGACCCUGCACUCCACCGGCGCGGCGCCACCUUCGAGGAGGUCACGGCGCUGCUCCAGGGCUACAUGGAGAAUGAGGAUUUUCUAAAAAGGAAGAGUGACUGGGCUCUCGAAGAUAGCUGCUACUCAUACUGCUCCGACUUUGACAUCACGAGUUCAAAGUGCCAGUUUGCCGACAAUUUGUCACACGAGCUCUGCAAGCAGCGUUCGUGCGGCGGUACGCUGCACGACUGCCGCUUUGUCACGGCGAAGGCCACGCUGUGCGAGGCUGACCCCAGAACGGGCCGGCGGUACAACUGGAUCCGGGACUCGGACGGCCGCGUCUACGGACCGAAAGGGGACAACGCGCUGGGCAGCUGCACCGGCACCUCCAAUCCAUCGUAG